AUGAAAACUGGCAAACUAAAUGAUAAGUAUGUGGUAGAGUACGCAAAUGCCCAUAAGUACGGCACUAAUGAAAUUGCUUUAGACUGUCCUUUGAUCUUAGUAGACAAGAACUUUAUGAUUGACCUAAUCCCUGUCGAGAUUAGUAGCUUUGACGUUAUCGUGGGAAUGGAUUGGCUAUCCAAACACCACGCGACUAUUUGUUGUCACGAGAAAUUAGUUCAUAUACCGCUUCAGAACAGCGAGAUCUUGAUCGUACAAGGCGAUAAGUCCACGAACGAACAUAAAAUCGUCACAGCCAUGAAGUUCCAUGUCUUCCCUGACGACUUACCAGGUAUCCCACUUGUUAGACAAGUCGAGUUCAAUAUUGAUCUUGUUCCCGGUGUAGCACCAGUCGCUAAAGCACCAUAUCGUUUAGCUCCUCCUGAAAUGCAAGAACUGUCCAAUCAAUUACAAGAACUUUUGAGCAAAGGCUUUAUUCGUCCUAGUUCAUCCCCUUGGGGAGCACCGAUCUUGUUUGUUAAAAAGAAAGAUGAAGAGUUGUACGCUAAGUUCUCUAAGUGCGAGUUCUGGCUUCGCCAAGUACAGUUCCUCGGCCACGUCGUAAAUGAUCAAGGCAUUCAUGUCGACCCGGCCAAGAUUGAAGCCAUUAAGAAGUGGGAGGCCCCGAAAGCUGCUACUGAAGUUCGUAGUUUUCUCGGAUUAGCUGCUUUCCAAGAAGGCACCGAAGACUUUGUCGUGUACUGUGACGCUUCACAUCAAGGUUUAGGCUGUGUACUGAUGCAAAGAGGCAAAGUGAUCGCCUACGCAUCCAGACAACUCAAAGUGCAUGAAGAGAACUAUACCACCCACGAUUUAGAACUUGGAGCACUUGUUUUUGCCUUGAAGAUUUGGAGGCACUAUUUGUACGGAACUAAAUGUACUAUCUUUACCGAUCAUAAGAGCUUGCAACAUGUGUACAAUCAAAAAGAGUUGAACAUGAGACAAAGGCAUUGGGUGGAACUGCUAAGUGAUUACGAUUGUGAAAUCAAAUACCAUCCUGGAAAGGCGAAUGUGGAGGCAGAUCGUACAAACUUAAGACAACUUGUGAUCGAAGGCCAAGAGAUCGGCUUGAGAUCAAAAGACAGCAUAAAAGCAGAGCGGUUAGGCCCAAUUGCUCAAGAACUUGAAGUUGAUGAUGAAGGAGUCAGGAAGUUCAAGAACUGA
Messenger RNA from Erigeron canadensis, 1203 nucleotides. RefSeq lists its product as uncharacterized. Lineage: Eukaryota; Viridiplantae; Streptophyta; Magnoliopsida; Asterales; Asteraceae. The record is from RefSeq and is a predicted model, not a curated record. The transcript has 5 exons. Bases 1 to 1203 code for a protein of 400 amino acids.